Messenger RNA from Dichomitus squalens LYAD-421 SS1, 3683 nucleotides. RefSeq lists its product as uncharacterized. Bases 1 to 3657 code for a protein of 1218 amino acids. NCBI's taxonomy places the organism in Eukaryota, Fungi, Basidiomycota, Agaricomycetes, Polyporales, Polyporaceae. The transcript has 4 exons. The record is from RefSeq and is a predicted model, not a curated record.
AUGUUCCCUCUCAUCCCAACGCUCGCACUUGCUUUCGUCUCGUUCUUCUCCUCAGCGUUCGUCAUUCUUCGCAUUCUUAUCCCGAUUCUCCCACCCCACCCUCUCAGUCGUCGAGUUCGCCCCUCCGAAUUUGGUCUUCCUAACUAUCGGUCUAUUUCUCCUGCAGAUAAGAGCCACCUCUGGCUUGCUACUUGCGACCUACUCGCUCUUGCCGUCUUCACAUGGCAAGCUGUGAACGAAUAUCUGGGUGGUCCCGCUGGUUAUGCCAUUGCCGGCGAUCCAGGAUCCGCCGUUAGGCUCUGGUUCGCCAUGAGCCUCCGCCAGACUUGCCUUCUCGUCAUCUCUGGAUUGACCCUUCUGCACGUUCGUAUGGGUCGCUCCGUAGCUUUUGGCAGCAAGCACUGGAUGCUCUGGGCUCCUACCUUCCUCCUCGUCGCAACUUCGACUGCGAUUGCGGGUGUGCUUGCUGCUACCAACGUCCGGAGCUUCUUCGUCGGGCUCGUCGCAUACUCUACGACCACCGCUGUUCUUAGCACGGCCGCCUUCGGCUGUCUCGUCGGCACACUUGUCAUCAUUAAGAAGAACCUCGCCGCCCUCGAUGACAUCCGCGACCCCUGGCCCCCAGCGAAGGAGCUCCCCGUCGAGGAGCGCCGCCGCCCCAGUUUCGCGACCGAGGAGAUCAACGCGCUCAAGGACGGCUCGUCCUGGAUCACCUCCCGCGCGAGCUCGCGCUGCGAUAGCGUCUCUGCCUUCUCCUUCUCGACGCACCACACGCACGUCCGCACGCACUCGCGCGCCAACUCAGCCGCGAGCGCGCGCAUGCUCCCCCACCCCGCCACGGCGUCCAUGCCCUCAAUCCCAGCGAAGUCCUCGUUCUGGUUCAACCCCGCGACGCCGUUCGUCAGUCACGAGAGCAUCCCGCCGGUUCCGCCGCUCCCUGCGCCGUACCGUCCCCGGUCGACGACCUCGGCCCAGAUCAACGACGAUCCGGAUCCGUUCAAGCGUCCAGCGCCGCGGAUGGGUUCGCAGUCGUCCUGGCUCACGGAGCCCUCGCAGUACGGCCCUUCGCUAUCGAACUGGUCUUUCCCUACCACCCAUGUGCCGUCGCCUCCGCCGACUACCGCGUCUUUGCCCGGCCUUGGCACUGACCUUUUGCCUUCCACUGCGGUGUCUCGUCCUAUGACGCCGGCUAUGGCGAGUGCGGAGGUUCUUGGUGGUUAUGGUUGGAACCCUGAGGCUGCUCAGGCGGAGAAGGGUCUCAACAGCUUCUCGUCCUCGUCUUCCUCUAGUGACUUGGACAUGUCGAUAUUCCGUACUGGUGGGUGGCUCUUCAUGAUUUGGCUCCCUCAGGGCCUCGGUCUCCCCUUCCUGUUCAUGGUCUCCCCUGGUUCCCCCAUCAGCUCCAUUGGGUCCAUUCUGCUCAUUCUUUCGGUCACUCUCUCGGCGCCUCUGUUAGCUCUCAACCUGCUCUUCCGUUCGCCCAUCCCGAUCCCGUCCGAGCUGUUUGAGAGCUACAGCGAGCCCCCGUCGGCCGUCCUCCGUGCACCCUCCCCUGCGAGCACCACGCCUUCGUACCUCAAGUACUCCCACGAGUACAAGCGCAGCGGCUCCGUCACGGUCGUCGAAUCCCGCCGCUCCACGGACGUCUGGGUCACCAACGGCGACGCCGUCGACAACAAGGGGAGAGUCGGCCGUGCGCUAGGCCUUCUCCAGCCCAAGCCCAAGCUCGCGGUCCUACCGCCUGAGGGUGAGAAGCUCCAGAACGAGGAGCCGCUCACGCCCCCGCUCCCUAUGCAGAUGCAGCCGGAACGCUCUUUGCCCCCGACUCCUGCACAGAGCGAACGCAGCGCCGAGUUUGGGAGGACCCCCGGGCGCCCGCGCAAGGAGAGCAAGGCGAGCUCGUACUACUCUGGCCAGUCGGAGAACCUGGCCUUCCAGACGCAGAUACUCAUUGCCCAGCGCCACUACUCCGCGCUCGCGCAGACUAUCGCUGUCCCGCCCUCGCCGACCGCUCCGACACCGCUGGACCGCCGCGCUUCCAUGGACGACGCCGUCGCCGUUACGGGUGUCGAGACUACACCAGCCCGCUCACGGCAUUCGCAGCACCUCCGCGUCCGCUCCGUCUCAUCGAUCACUGGCAACACCUCUGUCGACUCGCGCUUCCCGGUCAGCCCCCCGCCUGCGUCUCCGCUCCCGCCGACGCCACCGUCCGUGCGCGAGCGCAAGGCGCGCAUGCUCUCACACCGCAAGUCUCACUCUCAUUCGUCCUCGUCCGCCGGCUUCUCGUUCGGUCCCAUCGCUGGGGACGACAUAGCGGAGAUUGACGCGCUCUCGGCGAAGGUCCUGCCUCUCCUCGUCCCUGGCCUGAGCAUUGGCAGCGAUAUUCGCGUGCGCGAGGAGUGGGGUUCGUGGAUGUCUACGUCCCCCCGCGAUGUGCGCGCGCCGACUGGUACAAUGAAGAGCUCGAAGACCGUCCCGGUUGAGCUUGGCGGAUACUCGACGGACUUCUCGUCCCCUAACGGACACUCGACUCCUGCGGAACAGAAGGCGAAGACGAUGGCUACGAGGCAGAGGAAGGUAUCGCACGGUCGUCACCACUUCAGUCUUCCGAGCCUCAGCCUCAGCAAGGAUGGCAUCCACGCUCUUGCAACCUGGAGGAACGACCUGAACCGCGCCCUUGAGAGCAAGCUUGGACAAUACUCUCAGGCUCCCAUGACGACCGACUCGACGAACAACAGACGCAACACCGUCUAUGGGUACGCUGGCGAGCUUGUCCCCAACAACCACUCGCACCUCGACAUCGUCUCGGAAGACGCAGAGCUCCUCCGCCCUGCCUCCCCAAUGUCGCCCGCUGGUCCCAUCUCGAACGCGAACCGCCCCGUUUCCGCGCAGACUUUCGGCCACGAUGCGCUCCCACUCCCUUCCCGGGCCCAGACCAGCCGGGCGAGCUCGCGUCAGUCUCGCAACUCGCUCGCUACGCUCAUCAGCGCGCUCGACCAAGAGCUCCGCGUCCCUCUCCCGCCGCCUUCCGCUGCGUCUGAGGUGACGCUCUUCGACCUCGAGAACUUCGACCCCGAGGCGGAUGGCCCGCUCGCGUCGAGCACCCCGCACGAGAGCCAGCGCACGAAGCCUAAGUCCAAGAACCGCGACGUCCCGCCUGUCCCGCAGCUGCGCGAUGGUCCCAAGGCGUCCCGUCGCUCGAGCAUCCGGUACAUCGUCUCGGACGAGAACGCCCCCGUCACCGCAGAGUCUCCGAAGGUCGAGACCAGCCGUGGCCUCGCGCAGUGGGGCGCGCGCGCGAUCCGUCCGCUGGUGCCUAAGUCGCCGAAGAGCAAGAGCAAGAAGAAUGAGCGCAAGAUCGCCUCCCCGCCUGCGGGCGGCCUUCGCCCGCUCUCGCUCCUCCAGGACCGCGACGUCAACCAGGUGCGCUCGGAGACGAAGCCUCUGAGUGUUGGGAAGAGAAGCAAGGGCUCGGAUGAGAAUGCGGACCCUAUGGGCAGCCUUGGGAAGAUCAAGGCGAGCUUGAAGCCAUUGAAGCUAAACCGUUCCGAGACCACUAAGGAGCGUGCGCUGCUUCGUCAGAAGGAGGUCCUCCCCGACGUCGUCGUUCGCCCUCCUUCUGAGGUUGACCCAGGCGUCCUCCGUCAUGGCUGGUAGACCGCUAGACUUACCUCCAUUAAGAA